Molecule: messenger RNA, 402 nt
Organism: Saprolegnia parasitica CBS 223.65
Lineage: Eukaryota; Oomycota; Saprolegniomycetes; Saprolegniales; Saprolegniaceae
Exons: 1
Coding region: 1-402 (133 amino acids)
Source: RefSeq, a predicted model, not a curated record
AUGCAGACACGUUUUGUGCGCCAGGCCGUGGACGAUGUCGCUGCACUUGGCGUUGAAAUCAUCCAGUUUGCAAGCGACAACAGCAGCCACUUUAGAGUGCUCCAUCAGAUGCUACUGGAGGGCGACUAUGUCUUUUAUGGCUUGGCCAUGGUCUACGAGUGGGUGUACGACCACCGCGAAGUUGUCUCGUUCCAAGGCGACGGUGCAACCAUGGUGCUCAUGUCCGAGCCGAUGACGAGUCUUGCGAUGGCCCCGAGCUCCCUCGAAGUCCCCGCCAGCACGUGCGCGUAUCUUUGGUACGUUGCAGUUGCCGCCACACGCGUCUUGGUGGUUGUUGCAAUUGGUACCGUCGCCUACACGCUUCUCGGCGGCUCUCAACUCGACCACUUUGAGCUCCUGUAA